CUCACUAGCUCAGUCAUUCGGCCGCCCGCGUCGCGUGUAGACGUGCUGCGUGUAACAACACCGCUCGCGCGUAUUCACCGACGUACGAAUUUUAAAAACUCCUGGCUUGUGUUCACGUGUAAUAUCACAAAGAGUACUUCAGCAUAGACGAACUGGAUCUAAUAUUUUUUGUUUGUUUCUCUAAAGUGCAAAAUGUGAUGUGCUCAGCGAGCGUGCAAUCCUGUGUAACGUUGCAAAGUGAACUAAAGUGUUUCUGAAUUGGAAACAAUUUCGGUGGUUUUGCUUUUAAUUUGGAUGCUUUCGUUAAGAUAUUGCGGGAAUGACAUUCAUCUUACAGAAUAGACGGCACUCUUGAUCUAUCUAUUCGCAAUUCUAAAUAAAUAGACAACGGAUAUGUAAGAUUACUGAUGCAGACUCAAUACACGAAUUCACCAAUAAAUUUAAUAUGUCCAUGGAUACAAUAAGGAAUUCGAGGAACCAGUACGGCACCGGCUUCAGAAUAUCCACGAUGGCGCCACACCGCUCCGGUAGCCGGUCCGCGGUAUACGUCACAUUCAACACUAUUAUGAUUCUACUAGUAUGUCUGGAGCUGGCGUGGUUGGGCGGCGCUUCAGCGCUCGCAAACUGUCCAGGUGGCUGCAGCUGCAACGACGACACCCUCGUCGUGGUCUGCGAGGAGAGUCGUCUGGACGUUCUCCCCAUCGCCCUUAACCCCUCCAUACAAAGACUUAUCAUCCGGAACAAUAAAAUCAAAACCAUCGACAGCUCUAUGCAGUUCUAUGCAGAAUUGCAACAUCUAGACCUCUCACAGAACCAUCUCGUUAACAUACCGACAAAAAGCUUUUCAUAUCAAAAGAAAUUACAAGAGUUGCACCUGAACCACAAUAAAAUAUCGUCGGUGUCUAACAAGACGUUCCAAGGAUUAAACUCAUUGACGGUACUCAAUUUGAAACGUAAUUUUUUGGAAGAACUUACAAAUGGCGUGUUUUCUACUCUGCCUAGAUUGGAAGAGCUGAACUUAGGACAGAAUAGGAUAUCUAGAAUUGAGCCGAGAGCUUUUGCUGGGCUUUCCGCCUUAAGAAUACUCUAUUUGGAUGAUAAUCAGUUAAGCUCAGUGCCUACAACUUCUUUUAGUCUCUUAGGAAGUCUUGCAGAAUUACACGUGGGCUUAAACGCGUUUUCCUUUCUGCCUGACGAUGCUUUUGCUGGCCUCAAUAGAUUAGCGGUACUAGACUUAAACGGAGCUGGACUCUUCAACAUAAGUGACAAUGCAUUCCGAGGUCUCCCGGGGUUAAGAAGUCUUAACCUUUUUGGAAACCGAUUAAGUGUUGUGUCUACGCAACAACUAUCUGGCUUGACUAGAUUAGAAGAAUUAUAUAUAGGUCAAAAUGAUUUUAUUGUCUUAGAAAGCCACUCUUUUAAAGGACUAAAGAAUCUAAAACUUCUUGAUAUAACUGGCGCAACCCAGCUUGAACGAGUCGAAAAAGGUGCUUUCGAAGAUAAUAUAAACUUAGAAAAUAUCGUUUUAACCAAUAAUAAGAAAUUGUCUACCAUUGAAGAUUGCGCUCUUUUGGGGCUGCCAAAGUUACGACAUGUUUCACUAAGAGAUAAUGCUAUUAUAUCACUGAGCGAGACCGUCUUUAUUGGUAAAGAACUAAAGCAACUCGACUUAACUGAUAAUCCGAUUUUCUGUGACUGUCAGCUAUUGUGGCUUCAGCAACUACUGAACGAAAAGAGCAAUUUCACUCAGAUUCAGUGUGCUAGCCCAGAACAUUUAAAAGAUAAAUAUUUACGAGCACUGAGCGCUGAUGACUUAGGUUGCGUUUUGCACGACUCCAGACAGCAAACUAUUAUUUGUAUAGUAGUGGUCGCCUGCGUGGCUAUAAUAGCAACUCUACUUUUAUUAUUGUACAGAUAUCGUAAAAGCAUGCAGGAAAAGCUAAAAGACUACAAAUGGAACAAAGGACGUAAAAAUUUAGAAUAUCAUAAGCCCAUCUCCACAGAGGAGGAUUGCAUCCUAGAGCUUUACGCCUCCCCGAGCGUGUUUUUCAUGUCAGGCGGUCAGGGCUCUGCGAGACGGCCGCAACGCUCGGGAGGAGGCGGUACGAUGCCCGCCAACGGUUUUACUUACAUCGGAGGCGAUGGACGUCAUCAGCACCAACCCCUUACCCUCAACAACGGAGCACCCGUUCACCACCUAAAUAAUGGUUCCCUACGCUCCUUACCGGACAAGAAGAAUAACCGCAAUGGUGUCGUUUGCCAUCCAGAGAAUUUCCAACGAAACCUCGAUACUCGGUACUCGAGAAAACAAGAGAAUGGCUACAUGCGAAAUUCUGAAACCGUAAUAGGGUUCCCGAGAGACCGAGAGAGGGACAGGGAUUACGAGCGAGAAGUCCCGGAUUACAGCGAGCCUGAGUACUCCAUAAUCCCGGAGGCAGGUUACGGACGCGCUGAGGACUUCCCGCGAUCUUGCAGCCACUCAAAUACCUUCAAUUGUUGAGUGCUAACUGCGAACUCUUUCAAAUAUUUGUGAUCUUGUAAUACUAGCAAUAAAUCUUCAUUCCAUUAUUUUUUCCUAUGGACGGACUUUUUUUGUGAUGGACGUAGUGCUCUAGGACAUUAGUGUUUCGGGUCCGGUGUACGUUUGACCAGCGAGAACUAUCCUAUAUCGUAUUCGAUUUAAGAGAGUACCUUAUGUGUAAAUUAUAAAAUUAAGUAGUUAUGGAUCUAUUUUUCAAUGAGAUGAGGGAAGUGGAGCGUUUGAAAGUUUGACUUUCUUAUGUUAGGUUGACUCGUAUCAUCGUGCUACUUUAUAAAAGUUAUAAUCAUUAUCAAAUCGUGUGAUAUCACAUAACAUACAGCAUACAGUUUUAACGUUUUUGUCAUAAUUGUACCACAACGAAACGACCAUAACGUUAUGAUGAUGCGAAACGACCACAAUUCGUACAAUGUACAGGCUAGUCGAGAUAAGUUUAAUCGUGGGAGGCUCUGAAGAUCGCUCCCCGAAAAUGAUUCUUCUUCAUGAACCAUGUGAUUCAUUUUGUUUUCUACCAGUGCGGUGGAAUUUGUAUUUGAUUUUGUACAAAAACCAUUCCAUAAGAAAUCUUUUUUAAAGUCUAAUUUUAAUUAUAGAUGACUAAAUUAAGUGUGCAUUAAAUAAGACACCAAUAUAAGAGAAAUAUUAGCAAGUAAUGAAUGUAAAUAUAUUUAUAUUAUAUUGAGAUAUUUAUAAAAUUUAUAAUACGAUCUUGCUCUUCUAAAAUUAUCAUCAAAUUAUUUCUAAAUACCCGACAGUGUAUUAUUUGCUAUGGACUAAAUAUCAAGUAAUAUCUUAAGUAUGAGAUUCCAUAAUUUUGUCACUAAAUAUUGUUACAUACUUAAAAUUAUGUACACUAAAUUCUUAUUACGUAGGUACGAAGCACUUUUUCCAAAUCGUCACUAACAUUAAUGCUCAAUUGUUUAAAAAAAAAAACAAUUUAAUUUGUUUUAGUAACCUUUAAAUUAAGAUGUUAGAGAAUGCAAUAUGAAUUAUGUAAAUCGCUUUUUGUUUGAUAAUUGAUGGAAGUUGUCCAUAAGUCGAGAAAAUAAGCAUUAAUUUAAGCUAGUACCAGACUUACGAUUUACAUUCGUAUAUAGAUCGAAAUCAUUUUGCGAUCUUGGGAUUAUUAUAAAUGUAUGCUUUCAGAACUUGACUAAUGAGAACUUUCAUCAUUAUAAUUCUGUUGAUAUCCUUAUAUUUAUCUAAUAAUUCCAUUCAUCCUUAUCAUAUUUGAACUAUUGAUAUUAAUAUUCAAUAUUAUAAAAAUUAAAUAUCAUAAUCCAUAAGGUCCCUUUUAGAAACAUUCUCCAUCGAAGUAAAGUUCUUAAUAAACCCUAUCGAACGUAACUUUGUUUUGUAUAUUUUGUAAUACCUCCCAUAUAAUUGACUUUUAAGAUUUGCGUUGUAGACACCUAUGGAGAAAUUUAAGACUUAAAAUAUGGGCAUGUGUUUAGUGCCUAGUAAAUGCCUAAAAAGUAUACAAAAAAUGAUGAAUACAUAUGAGAAAUUGUGAUUAGAAUAUUCACGACAUUAUAAUAGAUCAUCGAUCAUUUCUGUAUUUUAUUGUAGCAAUUACCUACAUACAAACUCGAUAAAUAUAACAUACCUCAAAUA
Molecule: messenger RNA, 4153 nt
Organism: Nymphalis io (European peacock)
Lineage: Eukaryota; Metazoa; Arthropoda; Insecta; Lepidoptera; Nymphalidae
Product: leucine-rich repeat-containing G-protein coupled receptor 5
Exons: 8
Coding region: 446-2500 (684 amino acids)
Molecular function (GO): protein binding
Source: RefSeq, a predicted model, not a curated record